Penicillium riverlandense is the source of this 1446-nucleotide messenger RNA. Its product is annotated as putative Golgi transport complex component Cog5. Gene Ontology annotation, biological process: intra-Golgi vesicle-mediated transport. Gene Ontology annotation, cellular component: COG complex. The transcript has a single exon. Bases 1 to 1446 code for a protein of 481 amino acids. The record is from RefSeq and is a predicted model, not a curated record. NCBI's taxonomy places the organism in Eukaryota, Fungi, Ascomycota, Eurotiomycetes, Eurotiales, Aspergillaceae.
AUGGCCUCGGGCGAGCCAUCUUACAUAGACUAUGAGGCCUUCCUAGACCCUGAGUUCUCACCGGCCUCAUUCGCCAACUCACUUGUUCAAAGCACCAACAAUGCUACCGAUACACCACUGGAUCUGUCCACUCCGCUGUCGCGGGUCCUGUUCGACCUCCAGGAGAUCGACACCCACAUCCAUGGAUUGACGACCAAAUCCGCGCUCCCGCUUCUGGCGCACACAGAAAGCCAGACCGCCGCCGCAGAGAACGUGCUCAAAGAAGCAGGCAACCAGAUCGCCUCCGUCAGUCAGGGGUACGAACGGCUAGAGACCGAGGUGCUGCGGAAAUGGGAGGCCGCCGAAGAAGCCCGCAUUGCAGCAGAGAACUCGCUUCAGACUGUCCGACUGGGCCGCGCGGUGGCUCGGUGUCUGACCCUGGGCCGACAGCUGGAAAGUCAGGUUGCCGAAAUCACCGGUCGAGGCGGUGGUGCUGCCAGCGGCGGGGAUAAAACGGUGACCAGUGGGAAGGAGAGCUUUCGGGCGCUGGAGCGUGCCGCGUAUACGAUCUUGAGCUUGCGGCAGAUGCUCACGGCGUCAAAGGAAGGAGAGGAAGGCUACGGCCUCGACCGGGUGAAGGUCAUCCGCACGCUGCGCGGCGAGUUUGUGAUUCCCGCUGAGAACAUGGUGAAGGCACGAGCGCAGCAGACCAUCAACCGGUUCUCAUUGACAGCAACCACCAGCAAUGCCUCCAACGGUCAGUCCGUGCAGUCGGGCUACAAACAAGCUCGAGACGCACGGGCCCGACUGGCCACUGCCGCGGCAACUCUAUAUCUACUGUCGCCCAUGCCCAGGGGCACAGGCACGGUCUCGGUCUCGGAGUACAAGCCAGAGCUGCUCCUGUCGACGCUGCAGGGCUACAUGCACACGGCGAUCAUGACGUCCGCAAACACGCUCGCCAAGGCCCUCUCGCAGCUCCCAACGCUCGACCGGACGCUAGGCGACAUCUCCUCGCGAUGCCAAGAUAUCGUCGCGCUGGAGACCAUCCUCCGAGGUCUUCGACCCCCAUCCCAUCCUCUACUGGCUACUCCUCAUGAAGACCACCCGCCCAUAAGCGAGUCCGAGUCCGAACCUACUGCCACGCCCAACAAAGCGAAUCUCCUCCAGCUGCUCCUCCAAGCGCUCGACACUUCAUCGCUCCCCUCCUACUUCUGGCGCUCCCUCGCCUCCUCCCUCACCUCGCGCGUGCAGGAAAUCGUCAACCGCGGGGGAGUCUCUGCACGCACGUUGCGAUCGAAUCGCGACCGCCUCAAGAGGGAAAUCAAGGAGUGCGUGCUCCGUGCCUCCGAGGUUUCUGCCAGUAGUCAUCUGGCCGACAAGGGGCGGGCAACGGCCAUGGCGGAAGGCACCUGGGAGCGCGAAGCGGCAGUGAUGGUGAGCUCGGUGGUUGGGCCGCUAGGACGGUAG